This is a messenger RNA of Clunio marinus, 195 nucleotides long. The record is from the annotation of a GenBank genome assembly. Lineage: Eukaryota; Metazoa; Arthropoda; Insecta; Diptera; Chironomidae.
AUGCAAUGCCAGAUUGUGUUUCAAACUUGGAAGGAAAAUGAUGAAAGUUGUGCAAUGAAUGAGAACAGAAGCGGUUUGAAUAUUCAACAUGUGCUGCUGUUGCUACAUUUAACUGUCGCGAUUCAAGAUAAAUCUUUCUUCUUCCGACAUAUUCGAUCAAACGAUAAACAGCAAGCAGGAGCAUUGAAAGGCUAA